GCGAAAGUUCAAGCUAGAGCUCAAUCUCGCUAGGAGUAUCUCAACGAUAAAGCCCGGGCUCUGGAGGCUGUGACCGUCAGUGUCUGGCUAUAAAAAAGGUUCUAAUUCCGGUGACGUCGUAAUAAAACGUGUAUAUGCUCCCAAAACAUCCUCGUUACUGGCAUCCUGCACACAAUGGAUAAAGCAAAUACAAUACCGUACAAUCUUCCUAGCGAUGCCGUUUGGUUCAUCACGGGAUGUUCCUCCGGCAUCGGCCUCGCGUUGGCACAGGCUAUCGCCAAAACACCAAAUAGAGUAGUCACAACCGCUCGCAAGCCAUCAUCCCUGGCUGAUAUUCCAGACAACGCCAAUGUGCUCAAGCUGGCGCUAGACGUAACUUCGGCGUCUGCCAUCGACGACGCCCUUGGUGCCGCGGUCUCGAAAUUUGGUCGUAUCGACGUGGUCGUGAACAACGCCGGCUACGCCCUGGUCGGCGACACUGAAUCCGCGGGCGACAAGGAGUCGCGAGCUCUCAUGGACACCAACUUCUGGGGGAUGGUAGACGUCUCAAAACGUGCUAUGGGCAUUAUGAGAGACGAGAAUCCAAAGACCGGGAAGCAGGGCGGCGUUAUAUUGAACAUCAGCUCCAUGGGUGGCUGGAUGGGAUAUCCAGCUGCUUCAUUCUAUCACGCAAGCAAGUUUGCGAUGGAAGGCUGGACGGAGGCGGUGGCGAAAGAGCUUCCAAUCGAGUGGAACAUUCAUCUAUGCAAUAUUGAACCCGGUGGUGUUAAGACCAACUACGCCAGCUCUUCGCUCAAGUACAUGGCUGAGCGUCAUCCUGCAUACUCAAACCCUGCGUACCCUAAUAAUGCAGUCAUAGCAUAUAUGGAGGACCCGAAAAGCAGAGAUGGUUGGGUAGGCGCGGACCAAAUUUCUACGGCAAUCUAUCAACUCGUAAGUCGGGGCCAGCGGAUCCCUAUUAGAUUACCCCUUGGGUCUGACUCGUGGAGCGCGAUUAUGGCCGAUCUGGAGAAAUGUAAGGUGGACUUUGAGGAAUUGAAGGAGUUCAGUAAUGGUGUAAAUCGCCGUUCAUGAAUUUAACAGGGGCAUCUCAGCCACCAGCAGAUUCUCAAACGCUUCGUGAGCUGAAAAGUUUGAAUGUCUAAGUCGUCGCUGGUAAUCCUAGCCGGCUACAGGCAGAUUCAGGGUCAAAAAACGUGAUAACGAU
Truncatella angustata is the source of this 1207-nucleotide messenger RNA. Its product is annotated as short-chain dehydrogenase/reductase-like protein SDR. Bases 175 to 1074 code for a protein of 299 amino acids. The transcript is spliced from 4 exons. The record is from RefSeq and is a predicted model, not a curated record. NCBI's taxonomy places the organism in Eukaryota, Fungi, Ascomycota, Sordariomycetes, Amphisphaeriales, Sporocadaceae.